AGAUGGCACUUCUUGCACUGCAUGCAGUGAUUGGGAUAUUUAUUUACUUUAGCAGUGUAAAAGGAUCUUCCCAGCCUCAAGCAAGGGUGUUUUUAACAUUCAAUGAGCUGCAAGAGACUAAGACCUCUGAAUAUCACAGAAUAUCACACAGUCCUCUGGAUUACAGGAUAUUAUUAAUGGAUGAAGAUCAGGAUCGGAUCUAUGUGGGCAGCAAAGAUCACAUUCUGUCUUUGAAUAUCAACAAUAUAAGCCAAGACCCUCUUAGUAUUUUCUGGCCAGCAUCAGCAAACAAAGUUGAAGAGUGCAAAAUGGCUGGCAAAGAUCCUACACAUGGCUGUGGAAAUUUUGUGCGAGUGAUACAGUCAUACAAUCGCACACACCUGUACGUCUGUGGAAGUGGAGCCUUCAGCCCAGUGUGUGUGUAUGUCAACAGGGGACGCAGGUCUGAGGAACAAAUCUUCAAGAUUGACUCGAAGUGUGAAUCAGGGAAGGGACGCUGCUCUUUCAACCCAAAUGUGAACACAGUGUCUGUUAUGAUCAAUGAAGAGCUUUUUUCAGGAAUGUAUAUUGAUUUCAUGGGGACGGAUGCAGCCAUUUUUCGAAGCCUGACCAAGCGGAACGCCGUGAGAACUGACCAGCACAACUCCAAGUGGCUGAGUGAGCCUAUUUUUGUAGAUGCUCAUGUUAUACCAGAUGGCACUGACCCCAAUGAUGCCAAAAUCUACUUCUUCUUCAAAGAAAGACUGACAGACAACAGUGGCAGCACCAAGCAAAUUCACUCAAUGAUUGCAAGAAUAUGCCCAAAUGAUACAGGUGGUCAGCGUAGUCUUGUGAACAAAUGGACUACAUUCUUGAAAGCAAGACUGGUGUGCUCAGUAAUGGAUGAAGACGGAACAGAAACGUACUUUGAUGAAUUAGAGGAUGUGUUUCUUUUGGAGACAGAUAACCCCAGAACAACACUUGUGUAUGGAAUUUUUACAACAUCAAGCUCCAUUUUUAAAGGCUCAGCUGUGUGUGUGUAUCAUUUAUCUGACAUCCAGACUGUGUUUAAUGGGCCAUUUGCACACAAGGAGGGCCCAAACCAUCAGCUGAUUCCAUAUCAGGGCAGAAUUCCGUACCCGCGACCUGGCACUUGUCCAGGAGGAGCCUUCACACCAAAUAUGCGGACAACCAAAGAGUUUCCAGAUGAUGUUGUGACCUUCAUUAGAAAUCAUCCUUUGAUGUAUAAUCCCAUUUACCCAAUACAUAAGAGGCCAUUAAUCAUCCGGAUAGGAACAGACUACAAGUAUACAAAGAUUGCUGUGGACCGAGUGAAUGCUGCUGAUGGAAGAUACCAUGUCUUGUUUCUUGGAACAGAUCAAGGAACUGUACAAAAAGUUGUUGUCUUACCCACCAACUUCUCUGCAAGUGGAGAACUCAUUUUAGAAGAGCUGGAGGUUUUUCAGAGUAAUUCUCCUAUAACAACAAUGAAGAUUUCAUCUAAAAAGCAACAGCUGUAUGUGAGCUCAGAGGAAGGGGUCACACAGGUCCCCCUCCACCGCUGCCACAUCUAUGGGACUGCCUGUGCUGACUGCUGCCUCGCCCGGGACCCAUACUGUGCCUGGGAUGGCAACUCCUGCUCCAGGUUCUAUCCCACAGGGAAAAGGAGGAGUCGUAGGCAAGACGUGAGACAUGGAAACCCUCUGACUCAGUGCCGAGGUUUCAACCUGAAAGCAUACAGAAAUGCAGCAGAAACAGUCCAAUAUGGAGUAAAAAACAACACCACCUUUCUUGAAUGUACACCUAAAUCUCCUCAGGCUUCUAUUAAAUGGCUGCUACAGAAAGAUAAUGACAGGAGGAAAGAGGUUAAGCUGAAUGAGAGGAUCAUAGCUACUGAGCAAGGACUUCUCAUUCGCUCUGUCCAAGACAGUGAUCGGGGGCUUUAUCACUGCAUCGCAACAGAGAACAAUUUCAAGCAGACCUUAGCAAAGAUCAAUUUCAAAGUGCUGGAUACAGAGAUGGUGGCCUACAUGACUGACAAGUGGUCCCCGUGGACCUGGGCCAGCUCGGUGCGAGCCCUGCAAUUCCACCCAAAGGACUUUGUGGGAACUUUCAGUCACUCUGAAAUGCAGAUGAUCAACCAAUACUGCAAAGACAGUAGACAUCAAGGCCAGCGGAGGGAAGAACCCCAGAAGAUGAGAGGGGACUACAGCAAAUUAAAGGCCCUUAUCAAUAGCAGGAAAAGUAGAAAUAGAAGAAAUCAGUUACCUGGUUCUUAAUUUCACAGCAGGAGAUAUGUUUGUCCUUACUGUAGAGGGCUUAUAUUUGUCUGUUGAGAACAAAGUUGUGCAAAUACGGUGAAAAAUUAGAUGAAAUUGCAACAAGCCUCAGAAAAGAUCCUCCUCCAAAUAAAAUGCAGUGUAACUCAACUCAAGAAAAGAUGUGGAGCAUUUUCAGUCCUAGAUGCUUACUGGCACUAGGUUAGGCUAUGUCAUGGAAACAAAAAUGAGUGUUCUUAAACCAGAUUCCUAUUUAGUAUCUCAAUAUUUAAUUACAGUUCAACAGAAAUUGUUAGAAACUCAGUGCAGUAUCUUGCAACUCUGGAUCUGUGCCAGACUGGUGAUGGAAGAAUCUGGAUUAAGAUGCACACCCCAAAAAGGACGGUACUAAAAUUUCUUUGCACUGCAUUUGUGAACACGAGUUUCUACUUGUUUACUAAUUGAUACUGGGUUUACAGCUUUCACUCAUUGUUCAAAUCAUGUAAGUACGUGCAGAUAAAGUGCAGAUAAAGUGUCGUAGAAAUGUGUCAUUCAUUCAGAGGUCAAAUGAAGGAAUGAGUAGAAGAAAAAAUUAUGUUUUUAUACAUUGUCAGAGGAAACACUGAUUAUUGUGCAUAGUAUGAGUUGUAAUAAAUUAAUGAGUUCUGGAAUGUAACUUAAAAUAUCUCUGCUCAUAUUGAUUUUUUAUUAAUAUACGAUGUUCUAUAACACUACAUAGCUUUAUGAGUGGUACAGUGCUAACAUGAGAAUGUUCAUUAUAUGUACAAUUUUGAAAAGCACCUAAGUGACUUGGGUAUUUAAGCUGUUUUCAAAGAAUUACACUCCUUUGGUUUGAUUUUCAAAAGACAGAAUGUGCAGGGUGUCAAUUCAAAAAAAUUAUUUAAUCUAUUCCAUAGUUAAAUUGAGGUUAGCCUGCAAUAUAGAAACAAAUUAUGAACAACUUUGACAAUUUUAAAACUUAUGUUUUCAGCUUCUCAACACAGAAAAUGUUAUCUAGAUUUUUUAAAUGUUUUCACAAUUUCUUCCUCUGUUCUGUUUUUCUGCUGUAAAGAAUAUAUAUAUUAAAAAAAAAAUGGAAAAUGAUAAGAAACAGAGAAAAACAAUAUUUAAAAAACGGAUUAGGGUCAAAAAAAGAGAAAGUGUAAUAACAUUUUGAGAGAUACAUUUAAACAGAAAUAUUUUUGUUCAAGAAGAAGCUGUCAGGCCUAAUGAAGUUCAUCAUAUUGCUAAUUGAUUGCAUGUGCAUCAAGCUAUCCUGGUAAAAACAAUCACCCUUUUUUUUUUUUUUUUUUUUUUUUUUGAGCAAUGCCGAUACCAAAAAAUAGGGACAGGUGUUCUUUAUUUUACUUUCUAAGAGUGUUUCAGAAUCCACUGAAUCUCUUCAGAGGAAACAGACACCAGGAAUUUAAAAUGUGGAAGUAACUUAGACAAAAUAUGUUUUAUUUUAAUGGAGUUAACUCUGUUACUGAGAUGAUACCAUAGUUCUUUAUGUCGUAUAAUUGCCACCUGGGACAGGAUAGCUGGGAAAUGGAUCCUGAUUUGUUAAGCCUCUUAAACACUCUCCCUUAAGACCCUUUGAUGCUGAUGGGAGCUCUUGGACUUUGGUUUAUGUGCUUAAUGCUUAUUUCAAAGGGGAUGGCAAUGCCUGCCUGUUCAUAUACUACUGUGUAGCUGAGUGCUUUUCUUUAUCAAGGCCUAAAUGCACGUUUCUGUAGCAUGCAGACACUGGUAUCUGGGGUUCUUCUUAUGGAAACCAGUGAGUAGAAUGUCUCUUUGACUUCUGCAAGCUUGAAUCUGGCCCCAAGAGCUAGAGAAUUAAAAGAAAAAUAAUAAAAAUAAAAAUAAUAAUUAAAAAAUAAAAAAUAAUUAAAAAAUAAAAGGAGAUGGGUAAGAGGUAAGAAGAUUUUCUUUUCCCAGCUGACUUUCAGUGGAGCAAACUGGUUUUUAUUUGUUUGCUGUUUUUUGUUUUUGUUUGUUUGUUUUUUGUUUUUUUUUUUCCCUGAGGACAACUGACUUCUGGAGUGUAUAACUUACAAACCAAAAACUGAGUGCCACAAAAUGAAACUACCUCCUGGAAUUACAUUAGUGCAUAUGCUCUCUGUGCUGCCAUGCUCUUCCUAUCUCCUAUUCACUGCAGAGUUAGUGUGAUCUUAGCAUCUAUUGUGAGGAUCAUAAUUGCUUCCUCAUGGAACACAGUGAUUAAUAAGUAUUUAAGGCUACAAUUUAGCCUUUAAGCGGUUAGGUACAGUGAUGUUUUAACAGGCCUCCAUUAGGCCUCAAAAAUUAUAGUUACACUGUUUUCUAAUAGAAUAUUGGCAAUAAGGGAUUCCGUUAAAACAAUCAGCAUAGCUCACAGUUUUGUGUGAUUAUAAAAUAAUAUUUUUAAAGCUGCUUCAUAUACCAUUAUUAUGGUAUGACUGUUUAAGGGAUUAUACUUAAACUAACAUUUUUCCUGCUGCAUGAAAACUUCAGCAUAUAUAUAAUAAGCUUGUCAGUGCAUAAGCGGUCCAAGCUUCCACGCUUUAGCAGCCUUCCCCUGUGUGUAGAGUAGUCAGGAGCCAGAUGCGCAGCUGGUAUAAACUGAUGGAACUUCCUUGCUGUUCAUUUAGCUACUGUGCAUUCUGCCAUCUGAGUGGCCCUAAAUGUACAGAAUACAUGAACUGCAAUUAUCCUUUGUUUCAAGUAGCCCCUCUACUGUAGGCGACACCAAAAGUUAGGACUGUAAUAUUGUUUGUGCUAUUUAAUACUUCCUAUUUUGAGGAUUACUAAAUAAUGUAUAUAAUUUUAUUUCUUAAAAAAUACAAAAGCAAAAAGACUUCUAGGCAUAACUUCACCAAAUGUAAAGAUAUGUUCUCUGCUAAGAACUUCACAGUGUACUGAUAUUUUCAGGCAAUUUUUAUUUUGUGUAGUUUGUAAAGUUCGCUGAAAUCUUGACCUAACGAUGUGUUCUUUGCAACUGUUGUUACUGUAGAUAUGCGUGUUUUAUUAAGAAAAUCCUGUUUUUAAAAGUGUAGGUAUGUGUAUAAGUUUCUAGCACGAUGAAACUGUCAUUACAGUGAAUAUGCAUUAUAUGGUGUGUAAGAAAGAACAAAAUGUAGUUUAAAAUAGUAUUAUUUAAUUAAAUAUCUAAAAUACUAUUUGCCUGACAAAAUAAAGUGUGUUGCAACAUUU
Coturnix japonica (Japanese quail) is the source of this 5429-nucleotide messenger RNA. Lineage: Eukaryota; Metazoa; Chordata; Aves; Galliformes; Phasianidae. The record is from RefSeq and is a predicted model, not a curated record.